AUGGCGGUUGGAAAGAACAAGAGAUUGUCGAAGGGCAAGAAGGGCCUGAAGAAGAAGACCGUCGACCCCUUCACCCGCAAGGACUGGUUCAGCAUCAAGGCCCCUACCACCUUCGCCCACCGGGAUGUCGGCAAGACGCUCGUCAACCGGACCACCGGUCUGAAGAACGCCAACGAUGCCCUCAAGGGCCGUGUCGUUGAGGUCUCCCUCGCCGACCUGCAGAACGAUGAGGAGCACUCUUUCCGCAAGAUUAAGCUCCGCGUCGACGAGGUUCAGGGCAAGAACUGCCUAACCAACUUCCACGGCCUGGACUUCACGUCCGACAAGCUCCGCUCGCUCGUGCGCAAGUGGCAGUCGCUGAUCGAGGCCAACGUCACCGUCAAGACCACCGACGACUACCUGCUGCGCCUGUUCGCCAUCGCUUUUACCAAGCGCCGCCCCAACCAGAUCAAGAAGACGACCUAUGCCGCUUCUUCGCAGAUCCGCGCCAUUCGGAGAAAGAUGACCGAGAUCAUCCAGCGCGAGGCCAGCAGCUGCACUCUGCAGCAGCUGACGGCUAAGCUGAUCCCUGAGGUCAUCGGCCGCGAGAUUGAGAAGUCCACCCAGGGCAUCUACCCCCUGCAGAACGUCCACAUCCGCAAGGUUAAGCUGCUGAAGCAGCCCAAGUUCGACCUGGGCGCCCUUCUGGCCCUGCACGGCGAGUCCGGCGGUGGCGAGUCUGGCGAGAAGGUUGACCGGGAGUUCAAGGAGGUCGUCCUCGAAGAGAUUCUCAUCAUCGGGCCCUCCAAUGUGGGCAAGUCAGCAUUGCUCAAGCGAUACUGCGAUGACGAUUUCGAUCCGAACGAUUCCGCAGCUACCAUCGGAAUCGACUUCCGCGCUGGCCAGGAACGCUUCCGGACUCUGUCUACUAGCUACUACCGCGGCGCCCAUGGCAUCAUCUUCGUCUACGACCUCACCAGCCGCCCCACGUUCGCCCAGAUGGACACCUGGUUCGCUGAGGCCGAGGCCAACACAAUCGCAGCUGCGGGACCAAAUAUGCCGCCAUGUCAGUAUUGCCUCGUCGCAGCCAAGGCCGAUCGUGCCGACACCAGCCGUGUCGUAUCGACCGAGGAAGGCCUGGCCUUGGCACGCAAGUACAGUCCCCCCACGGCGGAUGAAGCCGAGCCGCUCUUCUUCGAGACAAGUGCUCGCACCGGCGACAACGUGCGUGGUCCCUUUCUGGCGCUAGUGGACCGCAUCGUGACAUCCGGAAUGGCGGCUGGCUCGACGUCGACAGCAGCCCCAGCUGCGAUCGUGUCUUUAGGAGACGCAGGCUCGACAGGCCCUGAGGACAACUCUGGUUGCGCAUGUUGA
Molecule: messenger RNA, 1353 nt
Organism: Grosmannia clavigera kw1407
Lineage: Eukaryota; Fungi; Ascomycota; Sordariomycetes; Ophiostomatales; Ophiostomataceae
Product: 40S ribosomal protein s3ae
Exons: 8
Coding region: 1-1353 (450 amino acids)
Biological process (GO): translation
Cellular component (GO): cytosol; ribosome
Molecular function (GO): GTPase activity; GTP binding; structural constituent of ribosome
Source: RefSeq, a predicted model, not a curated record